This is a messenger RNA of Mucor mucedo, 589 nucleotides long. RefSeq lists its product as uncharacterized. The transcript has a single exon. NCBI's taxonomy places the organism in Eukaryota, Fungi, Mucoromycota, Mucoromycetes, Mucorales, Mucoraceae. The coding region runs from base 126 to 359 and encodes 77 amino acids. The record is from RefSeq and is a predicted model, not a curated record.
GGAAGCUCUUGAUUAUCUUUUUCUUAUAAUGUCUAUUGUAGUCUUACGAAAUGAAGAUCUCUUUUUUUUAUUAAGAUGGACAAAACAAUAUUUAUAUUGAAAACGGUUAAUUAACGUAUGAUCCUAUGGAAAAUGUCAUGUCAACUAUCGACGAUCCCAAUAUUGUUCUUGAAACUUUGGUUAAUUAUUCUUCUUGCAUGAAGAGUAAGCCAUUGGAAAAACAACCAACUGAAAACAAAAAGUCAAUUACUUCAAAGCUAGGGCAAUUUACCUCAAAGAAGACAAAUGCAGACUAUAGCAUUAAUCAGAGGACGACGUUCAUCGAUCGUAUGAUCGAAUUACCUGUGGGACAGAGGUAGGCCGCUGUGGUCGGGAGAGGAUUAGGUGUCGAAGAACGAACUGCUCAGCGAUGAUGGAGAAGCUAUGAAGAGACGGGCCAAGUGCCGAUCAAAAAAAUCGACCAGAAAUCCAGGACGCCCAAACAACUUUACAGAGGAACACAAAGCUUACGUCUUGGACCUUUUUGAUGACGAUUCACAGGUUACUGUUUGUGAUGUAGUUGAAACUUUGACUAAAUCCUUUGAGGAUU